Molecule: messenger RNA, 583 nt
Organism: Pelecanus crispus (Dalmatian pelican)
Lineage: Eukaryota; Metazoa; Chordata; Aves; Pelecaniformes; Pelecanidae
Source: RefSeq, a predicted model, not a curated record
GCUGAACUGCAGAAUAUGGUGUUAGACUCCGGUGCUGCCAUGGGAAGCAAUGAACUUCACGAGAAAGAUGCCACCGGAGCCCUUGGCCACGAUCUCAGCAAUGGCAGCAGCAGCAAUUUGGAAGCAGCCAGGCGCCUGGCUAAGCGCCUCUACCAUCUGGACAGAUUCAAACGCUCUGAUGUGGCAAAGCAUUUGGGUAAAAACAAUGAAUUCAGCAAGCUUGUGGCCGAAGAGUACCUUAAGUUUUUUGACUUCACAGGCAUGACGCUGGACUACUCGCUCAGGAGUUUCUUUAAAGCCUUUUCACUUAUCGGAGAAACCCAGGAACGAGAGAGAGUUUUAAUCCACUUCUCCAGCAGAUACUACCAGUGUAACCCAAACACCAUUUCUUCUCAAGAUGGAGUUCACUGUCUCACGUGUGCCAUGAUGCUGCUGAACACAGACCUGCACGGCCACAACAUUGGGAAAAAGAUGACCUGCCAAGAGUUCGUUGCUAACCUCCAGGGGAUGAAUGAUGGCAAAGACUUCCCGAAAGGGUUGUUGAAGGUAAGGAAUGAACUGCAGAACAUGGGUUUCAUUUUUA